AUGUUCCAGUUCACCCAUGUAAUCAAUGUCCUAAGAGCAGAACACCUAAGGACCUUCCACCGUAAGGAUCUUCUCGACGGACAUAUUAUGAGACAAAAUUCGAGCUUCGUUUAUCAGUCAAUACCCCAUCUCGUCGAGGAAGAUUGGAAUCAUCUUGACAAUGGCUUUGAUGGCUACACUAGUAGUGAUGCCUUUAGUAGCUGCCAAUCUUCAUCUACUGCCCCUACCUCUGUUUCUGGUGGAGGCACUGAACAGCGCGCAGCAAAUGAGGCAUUUAUCGACCUUCUCUACAGCGCCGUAGAUCUACGAAAGCUCAUACAGCCUAUUUUGAAUGACGAAUAUAUCAAUCCGAGAAGGCUUACAAUCAAGCUCCGAAAAGUACUCAAGUUAUUUGGACAAGACUUGUCAGCAGAAUUGCAGUAUCCGGAAUCGACACGAAUAGGUGGGUUCUUCAAGAAGUCAUCUAGACUGCUCUCUUGUGAGAUUAUCAAUGGAUUGUACGAAGAGGAAAGAGAGGAUGUCAGUAAGAGUACCGCUACGAGCAGGGAAGUCGACUUGGUGUCUGAAGGUGAUGAGCCAGACGAUUCUAGCUCCGAAGAUGAGCCAGCUGCCCAGCCAGAUAUGCUCAGCAUACAGAAUCUUGUCGCCUCUACGAACUCUUUCAGUGCAUUUAUCACGAGAUUAGUCGAUUUGGCUAACCCAUCCUUUGAGUCACGGCUAAAGCGUUUGGCCAAGUCGCAGAGUAAGGAACUCAACGAUUCAGAGUCCAAGAGAGUUGCAGAGACGGUAUCAGAACUUCUAUAUUCGAAACCAGUAAAGAUUGAUCUGGAAGAAAGUGGGAGAAUGUCGUGGCUGUACAAGUUAACAUCCGCAUUCAGGGCAGCUCUGUCAGACGAGUGGAACUGGUGGCCAUUUUCGGAGCCCCAGCCACUGCCACCGCCCAAUUUCGCUACCUUGAGUUGGGCAUGUAUUUGCGGAGAUAUUCGAAGAGAAGUGGUUCCAGAGGCCUUCGCACGGCGUGUUGUCAAGAUCCGAGCUCAGACGCUGCCUGCAUCUUCUGCAUCAACUGCGGCAUCACCAAACUUUUUCAGGGGUCAUACCGAACCCUCUUCCAGCCAGAAUGCCGGUAAAGGCAACUAUAAGUAUCAGCAAAACUCGAUACAACAUGCGACGCCUGGGCAAAGUUCCAUCAUAUCAAGCGGGCUCCCAGCGACCAUGUCGAUGCCGUCAACGAGUCGAUAUAUCAUGUUCUUUGUAGACUCAGGAGGCUUGAAGCUCAGUGCUAUUGAGUCAGAGUCUCUAUGUAACGAGCAGCUUUUCCGCCAAAUGAGAUCCGAGUUUCGACAAGUCAAAGGGUGGUUCAUGACUUGGUUUGGUCUCAUGACAUUCUCUCACUGCGACUUUUACCAGUCCUAA
Fusarium musae is the source of this 1416-nucleotide messenger RNA. RefSeq lists its product as uncharacterized. The record is from RefSeq and is a predicted model, not a curated record. Lineage: Eukaryota; Fungi; Ascomycota; Sordariomycetes; Hypocreales; Nectriaceae. Bases 1 to 1416 code for a protein of 471 amino acids. The transcript is spliced from 6 exons.